AUGGAACCCAACAAAAAACCCAUCACUCUUACGAAUAUGAUCGUGUACAGUGGUCCUCCACAUCGUCCUCGUAAGCGAUCUAAAUCACCGUUUUCUAUUGAUGGUACAUCCUCUUUCCAGUCCCAAACCUCCUCAUCUCUAGCCCACCCCCUUCCACCACGUCCCUCUGCCCCAGUGACGCACUCCACAAUUCCUGAUUCUUUAGACCGAGAGCUAUCUUCUCUUUCUUCUACUGGCCCCGUCCAACUGCCAAUUCAGCCUCAAUCGGACUCCUCCCAAUCAAGAGAAGCUACGCCGGUCAAUUCUGUUGAAUCAAGCAAAGAAGACAAUCUAGAUUGCGAUAUCACAACUGAUAUGAAUGAGCAUGAUAAUCCGCAAGGCGAUAACGAGUCUCUUAGCGAGAUCUGUCAGGCAACAUCUCUUCAAGAGAAUUACCAUUCAAUACAGAGAUCGACUCGUGAGUCUCCAGUAGCAUUCAAUCCGGAUGCAGAGUCCCAAUGCAAUACGUCAAAUGAUGAAGGCUGUGAGAGCGUAGUUCCAGAAAGCCCAGUAUGGAAUAUACCAACUGAUGCGGGAACUGAUGGUACUAGAAUGUCCAACCAACAUUCUAUAAAUCUCCUGGACGAUGCCGACCUCGACGCAGUCACACCGGAAAUUGAAACAUCAAGAUUAGCCAAAUUGGAUCUUGCUAGUCAGAAUGAAGAACUUGAGCUAACUGAGAGUCACUGCCCUGAUGAGAUCGUUACUGGAAGCGAUUCCCGUCCAUAUCAAUCGCAAAGGGCAGAUGGUCUUCCACCAGUUAGAGUGACCACGAAACAUACAAACCCACUGGGUGCGGGGAUGAAAGGACCCAAUACCGUACCGGUUUUCGCUACCCAAAAAUAUGCUGGGCGAAACCGUCAGCGCCGCCGUGCUUCAUCUGAGAGUUCAGAAAGUGACGAUUCUGAGGAUGAUGAUUAUCAUAACGAUAGUCUUGGAGAAGGCGAUAUAACUGAUAUUGAAGAUCUAACUCGCCCGACUAAGAGAAAGAAGCGGAUUGGUGCUUCCACAAGUUCUCAUCAUCAACCAGCUUUGCGAGAACGAGCAAAUUCCACAGCAACAUCACUGGCUAGUCAAUCAAAUGUUCAGUCAACGGUGCAAACCCCAUUCAGCCAGGAAACCAUCUGCAUUCGUGGUCAUCUAAGUCGUGCAGUGUCUCUAUCUGCAGUCCAAUAUUACUGUUGCUUCUCAGAAGACCGAGAAUCGGCAGCCAACGGCUCCAGCUCGUUCAAUUCAUUAGCCUCGUUUACCAGACAGAAUGGAGAUGCAGGUGAAUCGACCGGCAUGUCCGACUUUCAGACCAUCGAUAUCGAAGGGCUAUUUACUCGUGUACGAAAUGACUCUGGAUGUACAUGGAAAUGCACUUUCAGAGAAAGCAAAAGCUCCCCAUCACCCUCCGGGGAAUCAUCCAUCACUACUCCCGACACCUUAUUAGGCGCGAAUCAGGCCGUGCACAACAACGGCGGUAUCACUCCAUCUACUAAGAUAUCAAGGCGUGUCAAGAAGAUAAAGUAUUCGCCUGAAGAAGACGCUCUUAUUGUGGAUCUGCAGGAAAGAGAAAACCUUACGUGGACUGAAAUUGCAAACCGUCUUCCAGGAAGAAAGGCUAAAGCUCUUCAAGUACACUACAUCACAAAAUUGAAGAAUCGAAAGGAGGACAGAAUAGCUUUGACGCGGAUAAGGGCUGGACAGCAGAACACUAAAGGCGUCUUAAAACGAUCUAACCAACCCAACCGAUUCAAUGACGAUACAUCUACCGGUCAGCAACGAUACGGGCUGCGUUUGAAUAGACGCUCGACAGAUCGCUAUGCUCCAGAGUAG
Messenger RNA from Talaromyces proteolyticus, 1860 nucleotides. RefSeq lists its product as uncharacterized. The transcript is spliced from 2 exons. Bases 1 to 1860 code for a protein of 619 amino acids. NCBI's taxonomy places the organism in Eukaryota, Fungi, Ascomycota, Eurotiomycetes, Eurotiales, Trichocomaceae. The record is from RefSeq and is a predicted model, not a curated record.